Messenger RNA from Coprinopsis cinerea okayama7#130, 1585 nucleotides. RefSeq lists its product as hypothetical. Gene Ontology annotation, biological process: cytoplasmic stress granule assembly; P-body assembly. The transcript has 5 exons. Gene Ontology annotation, cellular component: P-body. NCBI's taxonomy places the organism in Eukaryota, Fungi, Basidiomycota, Agaricomycetes, Agaricales, Psathyrellaceae. The record is from RefSeq and is a predicted model, not a curated record. Gene Ontology annotation, molecular function: mRNA binding. The coding region runs from base 14 to 1345 and encodes 443 amino acids.
CUUUAUCGACACCAUGGCUUUAAGCUUCAUCGGAAAGACGAUUUCUCUCAUCUCGCAUUCAGAUGUUCGAUAUAGAGGCAUUCUGGCGGGUAUCGACCCCCAAGCCUCGACGAUCUCCCUGCAGAAUGUCUAUUCAAUGGGAACGGAAUCGCGACGGCCUCCAGCAGAAUAUAUCCCCCCUGCACCGGAUCCAUAUGCGUUCAUUGUAUUCAAAGCUGCAGAAGUGAAGGACUUGUCGGUCGACGAACAGCAGAUGCCGCCGCCACCCCGUCGCCCGCUCGAUGACCCCGCAAUCAUGUCUUCUGCACCUUUGAACGCGAAUGCCUAUGCUCCUUACGCACCGCCGGCGCCCACCGCGAUUCCCCCGCAGCAUCAGCAGCAAGUUCCCCCCGGUUACGCUCCUCGACCUCCCCAGCCCGUCCAACAGCUCCCGCCCCAGGCACAACAACAACCCCUCCAACAAGCUCCUCCUCCCCAGCAACAGCAAUCCCCCGCUCCUCCUGCAACCGCUGCCCAAGUCGCCGCCGGAACCACGGGCCAAGCUCCUGCCCUUGAUGCCUCUCGUCCUCCCCAGCAGCAGCAGCAGCAACAACACCAACAGCAGCAACAACAACCCCGCCGCCCCAACGCCGUCCAAACCGCCGCAGCGUCACUGGAAACCGUCGAACGCGCCCUCGGCGACCUUCGCGUCUCCAACGGCACCACCGUCGCCACCGCCGCAGCUGUCGUCACUCACCACAACCACACUGGAGGGCGCGGCGGACGUCGUGGCGGCGGCCCUCGCAAUGCCCGCGGCGAAGGAACCCACGAGAUCAAGGUCCCCAAGACCGACUUUGAUUUCGAGUCGAUGAACGCUAAAUUCGAUAAAGCCGCUUUGGCUGCCGCUGUUGGCCCCAAGGAUGCAUCGAAUGGACCUCUGAGCGCCGCUGCUGCUGGAACUAACGGUGGUGGUACCGCUGCUGGAUCAUCCGAUGGUGCACCUGCUGAGGGUGCUGCUGAAGGCGAGCAGCAACCCGCCAAGGAGAAGGGACCCGUUGCGUAUAACCCCAAGACCUCGUUCUUUGACACUCUUUCAUCCAAUACUGCUCCUGAGCAGGGUGGAAGGGGCGGUGGACGCGGUGGACGCGGUCGAGGUGCCGGUCGUAACAGGCGAGAGGAGGAGAGGGAGAAGAAUGUGGCUACUUUUGGCGAGCCUGGUGGGUUGGGCUUGAUGGGUCCUGGUGCUUAUGUUGGUGGAUGGGGCGGAUACGGAAGGCGUGGUGGAGGCCGGGGUCGUGGACGAGGUGGACGUGGUGGAGGACAUGCUGCCAGGGACAACAACCAGGCUAUCCCUGCUCGUGGAUGAAUGCUGGAGUUCUGAUGUGAUAGCCCGCGUUUUUGCUUUUGACCUUGGUUGAUGGUUAGGGAGUAUCUUCUUACCUUCCCUUUUUGAAGUUUUCGUGGUCGUUCGAGGUUUUGGCUUUGUUCUUAGCUUCAGAGUACGUAUUUGUACGCGGGCUCGUUUGUUGUAAGUUGCCGAGUCGAUGAUUCCAUGUUCUGUGUUUUUGGUACGCCCUCGAUAUCGAGAAUUCUGUGUGUACCACCA